Molecule: messenger RNA, 835 nt
Organism: Rubroshorea leprosula
Lineage: Eukaryota; Viridiplantae; Streptophyta; Magnoliopsida; Malvales; Dipterocarpaceae
Source: the annotation of a GenBank genome assembly
UAUGUUGUGUUAUGUUAUGUUAUGCUAUGUUAUGUAUGUACAAGUAUACAACUGAAUCAUAGAUAACGAUUCAUCGGCUUUCAGUCUCCUUUUAUUUCAGGUUCAAUGUAUAGUAAAAUAAUAAACAUAAUUUACUGAAUAGCUACAGUGUUUCCCAAACCAAAUGUCAAGGACUCUUGCAGCAAUAUUAGGAGGUGCUGCAGGAGCCGUGGCAUUGGUGGGGAUAGUUGGAUUGCUUGUAUGGUUCUGCCUAUCUCAAAAGUGGAGUGUAUCAAGAACUUCUGAGACAGGAUCUUCUGAUCCAUCUGGUCAAGUUGGAAGACAUGCCAGUGUUGAGUUAUCAAUUCCGGAUGCCAGGCGCUUUGAUAUGGACGAGUUGUCUCUGGCCACAAAGAAUUUUAGUGACAGAAAUCUGAUAGGGGAAGGAAAAUUUGGGGAGGUAUAUAAGGGUUUGCUUCAGGAUGGGAUGUUAGUUGCCAUCAAAAAGCGCACUGGAGCACCUAGUCAGGAAUUUAUUGAUGAGGUGCGUUUUCUCUCAUCUAUUCAUCACCGGAAUCUCGUGACUCUCUUGGGCUACUGCCAGGAAAAUAAUCAACAGUUUCUUAUAUAUGAGUAUAUACCUAAUGGAAGCGUUUCCAUUCACUUGUAUGGUAACUCUCUAUCCAGUCAAAAUGUGUGUUUUCAUGAGGGCAUGUUCUAUCCUAUAUAGACCAGGAAAAGUAAUAAUAAUAUACUUUUGAUUUUAUAUUGAAGUCUCGACAUGUUUCUGCAGGAGCUGGUCAAGUUUCACCUCAGAAGCUAGAAUUCAAACAUAGACUCUCAAUAGCUCUAGGGG